Pyrgilauda ruficollis (rufous-necked snowfinch) is the source of this 1016-nucleotide messenger RNA. RefSeq names its product 3-hydroxyacyl-CoA dehydratase 1 (gene HACD1). Gene Ontology annotation, cellular component: endoplasmic reticulum membrane. The record is from RefSeq and is a predicted model, not a curated record. The transcript is spliced from 7 exons. Lineage: Eukaryota; Metazoa; Chordata; Aves; Passeriformes; Passeridae. The coding region runs from base 153 to 887 and encodes 244 amino acids. Gene Ontology annotation, biological process: sphingolipid biosynthetic process; fatty acid elongation; very long-chain fatty acid biosynthetic process. Gene Ontology annotation, molecular function: phosphatase activity; 3-hydroxyacyl-CoA dehydratase activity.
GCCAUGUGAGCGGCUGGCGGCGGCAGCGGCCCUCGGGGAAGACAGAUGGGGUGAGAGACAGCGCCCGGUCCGGCUGUCAGCGCAGCCCCAGCCCCGCCGCGGAGGGAGCCCCUCCUCCCCGCCGUGUGCGCCGCGCUCCCGGCCGGGGAACCAUGGCGUCCAGCGAGGAGGACGGAGGCGGCAACGGCGCGGUGGAGGAGAAGGAGAACGGCAAGAAGAAGAAGAAGCUGGGCGUCCUGGCCACGACAUGGCUCAUCUUCUACAACGUCGCCAUGACCGCGGGGUGGCUGGUAUUAGGUAUUGCCAUGGUGCGGUUUUAUAUACAGAAAGGAACACAUAGAGGCUUAUUCAGAAGCGUUCAAAAGACGCUUAAAUUUUUCCAGACAUUUGCUUUGCUUGAGGUAAUCCACUGUGCAGUUGUUCGCACAUCUGUGCUUGUGACUGGGGUCCAAGUGAGUUCAAGAAUCUUCAUGGUGUGGUUCAUUGCACACAGUAUAAAACAGAUCCAGAAUGAGGAGAGCGUUAUUCUUUUUCUGGUCGUAUGGACUGUGACAGAGAUUACUCGAUAUUCCUUCUACACAUUCAACCUGCUCAACCAUUUGCCAUACUUCAUUAAAUGGGCCAGAUACAACUUUUUUAUCAUUUUGUAUCCUGCUGGAGUUGCAGGUGAACUGCUAACCAUAUAUGCUGCUUUACCCUACGUGAAGAAAACAGGAAUGUUUUCACUGAGACUUCCCAACAAAUACAACGUCUCCUUUGACUACUAUUACUUCCUUAUUAUUGUCAUGUUCUCCUAUGUGCCAUUAUUUCCACAACUCUACUUCCACAUGCUGCGGCAGAGAAGAAGGGUGCUUCAUGGAGAAGUGAUUGUGGAAAAGGAUGAUUGAAUCAAGCUGUGUAACCAUGGUGCUUUUAGUGGAAAGGAAGAGAAGAGAGGGUAAAGACCCAAAACUUCCUCUGAUUUUUCUGAGUCCAAGUUUUAAAACAUGGAACAAGAAUAAACAACUGUGCCUGUG